AAAGCAGAACAAUUUAGCAGUGGGUGAGAUUUUUCAAUCCACAGCGCGGGAAAAAGAUAAUUAUCGCGAGAUCUGGGAAGGGAUCUGUGCUCUGUGGUAAGAUGGCAACCCAUGAGACUGUGUUUCCUGAAAAACUUGGCCAUAAAAAAUACAGGGCUGCCCUUAAGAAGGAGAAACGCAAGAAACGUAGGCAGGAUAUGGCUCGAUUGAGGGACCUUGCAGCCCCCCCGGAGGAGGACGAUGAUGUUUCUGCUGAUGACCAACUUACAGAGAGAUUGGAGAUGGAGCGACAGAAAUUACAUGAAGAGUGGCUGCUUAGGGAGGAGAAGGCACAAGAAGAAUUCAGAAUAAAGAAGGAAAAGGAAGAAGCUGCCAGAAAACAGAGGGAAGAACAGGAGAGACAGAUAAAGUUGGAAUGGGAAGAAAAACAGAAAAAACAGAGAGAAGAGGAGGAGCAGAAGCUACAAAAAAAGAGAGAAAGAGAGGAAGCGGUGCAGAAGAUGCUGGACCAGGCUGAAAAUGAUGGCACUUGGCAGAACCCAGAACCACCCAAAGAAUUAAGACUGGAGAAAUACAGAGCGAGUUGUCCCUUCUACAGUAAAACGGGAGCGUGCCGAUUCGGUAACAGGUGUUCACGGAAGCAUGACUUCCCCACGUCAAGUCCCACGCUCCUGGUGAAGAGCAUGUUUACGACCUUCGGAAUGGAGCAGUGCAGAAGGGACGACUAUGACUCGGACGCCAGCCUGGAGUACAGCGAAGAGGAGACCUACCAGCAGUUCCUGGACUUCUACUAUGAUGUGCUGCCCGAGUUCAAGAACGUGGGCAAAGUGAUUCAGUUCAAGGUGAGCUGCAACUUGGAACCUCAUCUGCGGGGCAAUGUGUAUGUUCAGUACCAGUCUGAAGAAGAAUGCCAAGCAGCCCUCUCUCUCUUUAAUGGAAGAUGGUACGCAGGACGACAGCUCCAGUGUGAAUUCUGCCCAGUGACCCGGUGGAAAAUUGCAAUCUGUGGUUUAUUUGAAAUGCAAAAGUGUCCCAAAGGAAAGCACUGCAACUUUCUCCAUGUGUUCAGAAACCCCAACAAUGAAUUUCGAGAAGCUAACAGAGACCCCUACCUGUCUCCAGCUGGGGCUGGCUGCUCUGGUAAGACCUCCUCAGACAGGAGCGAGAGGAAGGACCACCAUGAGGAAUACUACAGCAAGCCAAGGGCCUCCUACUCUAGCCCACACCGCUCCUCCAAGAGAAGCAGGGAGUCGGAGAGGAAGAGUACUCACAGGAGGAAGAAAUCUCACAAACAGGAAGCAAAGGGUCAUGAGAGGCACAGUUCCAGAAGAGGAAGAGAAGAGGACAACACUCCAGGCCCACAAAGCCAGAGCCACAGGUCCUGAGCCAGGCUAAGACAGCAUCACUUGGGCCCAAGAAUCUGAGACCGACCAGUCAACCCCGGUAUCCUUCAGACACCCCAAGACACUCAAAACAAAACUGAUUACGAAGGAAAGGCAUGGUGACUCAGUCUAAUUCCCAGCCAAGUUACAAAGUCUUGUGGCUUUAACAGAGACAGAACCAGGUAUUAUUUAUUAGUCUUUUGAUGUUGUAAUUCAUGUUAUUGAUGUUAUUUUCCGUACAGUUUAAACUAGCUUUUAUAUGUUGUUGAGUUUUUGUUAUUGGUGUUAUUUUCCAUACAGUUUCAUGUGUUGUUUUCUUGUGAUAAUUAAGAUUAUAUUAAACUGUGAUAUUUUAUUAUA
Molecule: messenger RNA, 1742 nt
Organism: Microtus oregoni (creeping vole)
Lineage: Eukaryota; Metazoa; Chordata; Mammalia; Rodentia; Cricetidae
Product: U2 small nuclear ribonucleoprotein auxiliary factor 35 kDa subunit-related protein 1
Exons: 1
Coding region: 102-1385 (427 amino acids)
Biological process (GO): mRNA splicing, via spliceosome
Cellular component (GO): U2AF complex; spliceosomal complex
Molecular function (GO): pre-mRNA 3'-splice site binding; metal ion binding
Source: RefSeq, a predicted model, not a curated record